Lithohypha guttulata is the source of this 2193-nucleotide messenger RNA. RefSeq lists its product as uncharacterized. The transcript has 2 exons. The record is from RefSeq and is a predicted model, not a curated record. The coding region runs from base 1 to 2193 and encodes 730 amino acids. NCBI's taxonomy places the organism in Eukaryota, Fungi, Ascomycota, Eurotiomycetes, Chaetothyriales, Trichomeriaceae.
AUGUCCUCUGACGAGACUCAUAGUUUCCCUCCACCUGAUGGGUCGAACAGACGUGGUGACCGUCUGUCGCUACACGUGCAGGACCCUGGAACAUCGAGAAAUGGCAUUGUCUCGUCAAUAUCUAGUCCUGCUUACACAGACACGCAACCUCGACAAUACAACAAUCCAAAUGGCUCUUCGGGAAUGACACUACCGUCAUCGUCCUACAAUCCUCCACGUCAGCCUAUAAAGAAUGCCGUUGCCUCAGCCUUUCAUCAGACGGAUAGUAGCAUGUCUCCAGACCUGAUACAACUCAUCACGCAAAGCCCUCCUUUGGCGCCUGCUAUGGAACAGGCAGAUAGCGCUUCGUCUUUCCAAAGUUCACCACCAAUGGAUCGCCGAGCAGUCUACACACCGCCGUCGCCAGAUCGUGCAGACGACCAAUUGGUUGAUGCAUAUCCGGCAACGACGAUGUCUGGAACGUCAGGACUGAAUAUACACGGUUACAAAACUGGUCGCCGGAGAGACGUGUCGCCCUUCAGCCGCGUCAGCAACGAUGAAGCCAUCUUGAGCGAUUCAGAUGCGAUGUCGACUCGACUGGAACCACCGAGAAGAGAGGCAAGCAACCCAGAUGUCACUGUCCUCGAAAAACACUGGGGUCAGUUAUUCGACGAGCAGGGGAACGAAACUGAGCGUCUUACUUGCUUCCUUCGUGGAAUUGCCAAUUACCUGAUCGAAGAGUACGAACCGAAGUACAGCCUGGUAGUUACACCUGACAAACUUCAGAACUUUUACGAGAGGAAUCGACUAGAAGAGAGGCCGGAAUUAUAUCCAUGGAAGUUGGUAUUCGACGACAAAACUUCCUCGAUCUCGAGACUGUUGAGGGAUCCGAGUGUCAGUGUACAACACCACCUCAUUCAACCCGCACCGGAUGCCAGACCUGAUAUACCCGGUAUGACACCUGUUGGUUUCGCCACAUGGAUGGCUCUUCUCAUCCGAGCUCACCCCGACCACGAAUUCGAACGUCUGACCAAGAUUCUACGCACUAUGGCAAUCAACCAUCCUGAGGAGAGAGGUCAACGGUUUCCUGCAGCCAUUUCGCGAAAAUCGCUUCCAGCUAGUGGUGACGAGGCUACAGCUGCUAAGCUGGUCGAACUAAUGGCAACUCAUUGCAAAGUGCAAGUCGAUAAUCACCGAUAUAGCACAAUAGCACCAUCAGAACCUCCACUGAGUCCUCGACGGAGUGAAGCACCACCAGCGCCUACAGUGGAAGAUGCCGAAGAUGAGUCCAACUUAUUGUCAACUCAUAUACCUGCUAGCAAUCGAACGUCUUUCGCGUCCAACGCAGACUCGAUCACAUCUAGGACAAUGCCGCCGACUGACGCACGGACCGGUAAAGCACAAUCAGUGACCUCGAUUGAAGACGAAGGAUCUGAUGUGCCUACACCUCAGCCAUCACUUGUUGAAAGGGAAAGGAAGCCAUACGCUGUGCAACCUGGGGUGGGGAAGAGCUACGACAUCGGCUCUGGUGACGAGAAGAUGACACAAGUUGACUUGCCAGGCACAAAUGGUCUUAGUCGACGUAAGAGUGUCAACAACUCUUCGAAGCCUCGUAUGGCUCCUCCAGUCGCCGUUCACCAACAAAAGCCUGGCAAGCCACAACCACCAGUCCAGGAUGGAUACGACCUAACCAGAUCUCGUACUGUUCAACCAGUACCCGAAACCUAUGAUGGCGUUCCGUUGCAAAGAUCAAGAAGUAACAGUGCUUACGCCCAACCACAUCCCAUUAGACGCAGCCGAAGCAAUAGCACAUACGUCAACGAAGGAAGUACACGAUAUCAUCCUAAGCGCUCCCCUUCACUGAACAAGAGUGGGUUUGAAGCACAACAACCACGUGCCACCGCCCCUGAUCUUAGCAACUCGUCUACUUACCAACCAACAGCACCAGAGAGAUACGAGUACGUUACUCGACAAUCUACUUACGAUCCUCGCAUGGACCCUAGGAAGAUCGUCACUGACCGCGAACGAAGUCGAGGUCGCGAUCACGAACCUGUCAGAGUCCCACGACCUCGACUCGCUAGCAAUGCCGGUGCAGACGGCCGACCCUACUUCGACGACACAUACCGCCAGCAGGCCUAUGCAGCAGCAAAUAGUACAGGUCAUGCUGGUGGUGGUCCUUAUCAAUACCCACCAUCGGCAUAUCGCAGGGAGUAA